Molecule: messenger RNA, 1887 nt
Organism: Zea mays
Lineage: Eukaryota; Viridiplantae; Streptophyta; Magnoliopsida; Poales; Poaceae
Source: RefSeq, a predicted model, not a curated record
CCGCAUUAAAAAUCGCCCACUAAUUUAGCCCCAAUCACCAGAUCGAACAAACUCGCAAUUUUUUAAGCGUUAUGUGUCUGUCUGUCCAUUUGCGAGAUAUUUUUAUAUAAAAAAAACACUUUCUGCCCUUGCUUAAAUUAAAACCAAUCGAUGGCUUUAAUUUCGUCGAUGUAGUAUUUUCAUUUCUCCUCGUCUCCUUCCUCCCCUCGUCGCUUCUGUGUCCUUGAAUUCCUCGCCGGAACACGGCCGGCGGGCGAGCGCGAAGGUCGCCGGAGAACCGUACCGGCCGCUCGCCUUUUCAUGAGUUGUUCGUGCUGAGUUCCGGGCUGUGGGUGUGAACAAUUCCGAGUUCCUGCGUCUCGUGAUCGCGCCCGUGUCUGUGAACAGGCAGAGCUGCAGCCUCUGAUGGUCACGGCCCGAACAGGGACGUGGCGGUAGCGUUAUAGUCUGGAGCCCACGAUGGAGAUCACGGAGGCCUCGCCGGCCCCGGCCCCGGCCCCGGCGCCGAUGCCGGAGACAACGCCGGUGCCGGCGAGCUCUCAGCCUGCGCCAGCGGCUCCGGCGGCUGCGCUUUCCUUGGCGACGGUAGCGGCGGGGAGGGGAGACGGGAAGAGGAAGCGGGGGAGGCCGCGGAAGUACGGGCCGGACGGGACCCCGCUGCUGCGGCCGCUGAACGCGACGCCGAUCUCAGCGUCGGCGCCGGACGACGCGGGAGCGGGCCGGUACACGCCCGCGGCGGCCGUCGGCGCCGUCAUGAAGCGGGGCAGGGGCCGCCCGGUCGGGUUCGUCAGCCGCGCCACGCCGAUAUCGAUGGCGGUGACGGCCGCCGCGCCCACCCCGGCGGUGGUCGUGUCCGCGCCGACGCCCGCGCUGCACUCGCCGCUCGGGCCACUCGGUGAACUGGUAGCUUGUGCUUCUGGUGCCAACUUUACACCACAUAUUAUUAAUGUUGCUGCUGGUGAGGAUGUCAGCAUGAAGGUCAUAUCUUUCUCCCAACAAGGUCCAAGGGCUAUUUGCAUUCUAUCUGCCAAUGGAGUUAUCGCAAAUGUUACACUGCGUCAACAAGACUCAUUAGGUGGUACAGUUACUUAUGAGGGUCGGUUCGAGCUGCUCUCCCUGUCCGGAUCUUUCACUCCCACUGAUAGCGGCGGCGGCACCAGAAGCCGCUCAGGUGGGAUGAGCGUGUCCUUAGCAGCCGCCGACGGCCGCGUCAUCGGAGGCGGAGUCGCCGGCCUCCUCGUGGCCGCCAGCCCUGUCCAGGUCGUGGUGGGAAGCUUCCUCCCGAGCUACCAGCUGGACCAGGGCGCCAACAAGAAGCCGGUGAUAGAGAUCACGACAGUGCCGCCGGCGCCCGUCGGGUUCACCAUCUCAAGCGGGGACAUGGACGACGCGUACAGCGGCAGCCAGCAUCCAAGGUCGGCGGCGGCGAAAGGGGGCUCGACCACCACGGCACUGUUCAAGGUGGAGAACUGGACGGCGCCCGCGCCCGCGCCCGAUCAGGCGAGGAAGGCGCCGGCGCCGGAGGCCAAAGUCCCCGUCCCCGGAGGCUGAAGCCGACAUCCUCUACCUAGCUAGCCGGCCGACCGUCGAUCGAUCAGGCCCUGCAGCUUGUUGGGAAUCCAGUAAUUCGUGAUCCUUGUAACCGACGCCGUCUUAGUACAGAAGUGGAUCAGUAUGAAUCACCCGCUGUUCAUCAUUAAUUAGGUGUCGACAUUUUCCCGGUUUAUAUAUGUGUGGAGUUUCAUUAUCCAUUGUUUAAAUAACGGUGUAUGUAUACUGGUUAGCAGUAAUACAGUCGUCGUAGCACAGUGCCAAUUUUUUGUGUGUUCAUCUGAAACAUCAAACAAGUAAUAUACACAGCAUGUAGUGUAGUGCCUUUUCUGUCCA